Miscanthus lutarioriparius is the source of this 1521-nucleotide messenger RNA. The record is from the annotation of a GenBank genome assembly. NCBI's taxonomy places the organism in Eukaryota, Viridiplantae, Streptophyta, Magnoliopsida, Poales, Poaceae.
AUGGAGGAGAAGGUGCUCCUCGCCGUGGCCGUGGUCGUGCUGCUCGUCGUCGUCUCCAAGCUCAAGUCUUUGCUAGUCACCAAGCCGAAGCUAAACCUGCCCCCAGGGCCGUGGACGCUGCCGUUGAUAGGCAGCAUCCACCACCUGGUCACCAGCCCAUCGAUCUACCGGGCAAUGCGUGACCUCGCGCAGAAGCACGGGCCGCUCAUGAUGCUCCGGCUGGGCGAGGUGCCCACGCUGGUGGUGUCGUCGCCGGAGGCCGCGCAGGCGAUCACGAAGACGUACGACAUCACGUUCGCCGACCGUCACUUGAACGCCACCAUCGGCGUGCUCACCUUUAACGGCACCGACCUGGUGUUCGGGACCUACGGCGAGCGGUGGCGCCAGCUCCGCAAGAUCACCGUGCUGGAGCUGCUCAGCGUCGCGCGCGUGCAGUCGUUCCAGCGCAUCCGCGAGGAGGAGGUGGCGCGGUUCAUGCAGAGCCUCGCCGCGUCCGCCGGCGCCGGCGCCACAGUCAACCUGUCCAAGAUGAUCUCCAGAUUCAUCAACGACACCUUCGUGAGGGAGUCCAUCGGCAGCCGGUGCAAGUACCAGGACGACUACCUGGAUGCCUUCGACACCGCGGUCCGGCAGACGUCGGUGCUCACCGUGGCCGACCUCUUCCCGUCGUCGAGGCUCAUGCAGAUUCUCGGCACGGCGCCUCGCAACGCGCUCAAGUGCCGCAACAGGAUCACGCGCAUCCUGGAGCAGAUCAUCCACGAGCAGGUGGAGGCCAUGGACCGUGGCGAGAAGACGGCGCACGAGAGCUUAAUCGGUGUCCUGCUCAGGCUGCAGAAAGAGGCCAGCUUGCCCGUCGAGCUCACCAACGACACCAUUGUGGCGCUCAUGUUUGACUUGUUCGGCGCCGGCAGCGAUACCUCGUCGACGACACUGAACUGGUGCAUGACAGAGCUAAUGCGGUACCCGGCAACCAUGGCCAAAGCGCAGGCCGAGGUUCGGGAGGCCUUCAAGGGGAAGACCAGAAUCACCGAGGAUGACCUCGCCGGGGCAGAGCUUAUCUACCUCAAGCUUGUGAUCAAGGAAGCUCUUAGGAUGCACUGCCCACUGCCGCUCCUGCUCCCGCGGCAGUGCCGGGAGACGUGCCAGGUCAUGGGCUACGACAUCCCUAAGGGCACAUCCGUGUUCAUCAACGUCUGGGCGAUCUGCAGGGACGCCAAGUACUGGGAAGAUGCAGAGGAAUUCAGGCCAGAGCGGUUCGAGAACACCAACCUUGACUACAAGGGGACAAACUACGAGUUUCUUCCGUUCGGAUCCGGCCGCCGUAUGUGCCCGGGAGCAAACCUUGGACUGGCUAACAUUGAACUCGCACUGGCGAGCCUUCUGUACCACUAUAACUGGAAGUUGCCAGACGGAGUGAAGCCAGAGGAUGUCCAAGUUUGGGAGGGUCCAGGACUGAUAGCAAAGAAGAAAACAGGCCUGAUUUUGCACCCGGUUACCUGUAUUGCUCCAGCCGAUGCGUAA